AUGGAACAUCUAUCGGCCAAAGUGAUUCCCAUCCCUUACAGGAUAUCUUUACUAAGUGUAAUCAUCCCCUAUUAUGGCUACGUGAACGAAUGCGCAGAACUCUUCCUACAACUCGACAAGAAGAGCAGAAGUGUAUGGGAAGCAAAUCUAAAACCCAUCUUAGAUGUUAUUCUGAACUACAAGCAGUGAACUUUAGUAAAAGACAUUCAAAAAUCCUUUACUCUAAAAGUAGGACAGAAAUUAUUAGCUGCAGAAACUUACUGGCACCCUUACUACUUAUACUUCAGUUUGAAGGUAUAUCUCCAAACUUGUGGAGACUUCAAGGCAAUGAUGUGGUUUAUGGAUGAAAUGAAGCUGCGUCUUAAGCACCAAUUCUACAAAAUCCACAUAAAAUUCGCGCCUCGUGACAUCCAAAUCUGUAAUGAGUUCUUAAGGAAGUACCUUCAGCAUGGAUUUAACCCGGAAGCUGUAUUGAUUGAUGACAGCUGUCAGCCUUGCUUGCUGCAGAAACUUAGAGGAGAGGAGAGGCAGUGCUAUUUUGGAAGAGAGCAAGGAUGGAUUAGACAAAUGUAUCAUUCUUCAUACUUCGGAGAUAUUGAACUUUGCUGGAAUCCAAAAUCAAAGAAAGAAUCAGAUUCACUAGAUGUAGAUAAAAUCGUUGAGGUUCUUGAGAAGGAGGGGAAAUCCAUAAGGUUCAACUACCCUUCUCUACGUAUAAUUGAAGAGCAAGCCAAAUCUGAAGUAAAUUUCAAACACACAAACAACAAAUGAAGAACUAUAAAAAUCUCAAAAGACCGCUGAAGUAAUCCACUCCUCUCCCUUAACCCCUAAUCCCCCUUCUCCCCCUCAACCACCCUCUCCUCCCCCAACUCCCCAAAACUCCCUAGUCCAAAUCCAAGAUUUCACUGAGAAUCAAUCCAAAAACUCAACUACUGGAAGCCAGAGUGGGACUGGCUGGAGAUUGGGACGGAAGAAUUGGCUGGCCGGAGUAGA
Molecule: messenger RNA, 993 nt
Organism: Moneuplotes crassus
Lineage: Eukaryota; Ciliophora; Spirotrichea; Euplotida; Euplotidae
Source: the annotation of a GenBank genome assembly